UUAAACAAAAACAUACAAUUUCAGUGUUUGUUGAUAUCAAUUAGUUGAAUUUUGGGUUUUUGACAGUUCUUGAUUUCAGUUACUGGGCUUUUUUUUUUUUUUCCCUCAAACUGGUAAGAUUAGUUUGUUCAUAUAUUGAAAUUUUUUUUCUCCGUAUAAUGUUAUUAUAGUGUUAAAUAUUUCUAGGUUUAUCCAGUUUUCCCUUAUUUGAUUCAUAAUUGCCAAAAAAGUAUGAAAAAAAAGGCUGUCCUUUUAUUAUUUGCAAUAAACACUACUAAAAAAUUACUAUUUUCCCACUGAAAAAUGUUCAGGGACUAUUCUCACGGAUAUUUUGAUUGAACCAGUGAGAAAAGAAAAAACAGUAGUGUUUUCCCAAUGUUUCAAUGGAAACUGUUUUUCACCAUGUGUUUGUCCAGUGUGUUGGUUUAGUGAGGUGGGAAAAUCAUGCUUUAUAACACAAAUUUGAAUGUCGGUGGGAAAAACAUAUGUUUCUAGUAGUGAAAAGGUGUGUGCAAAAAUACCAUAUUUUGUGUUUUUCUUUGUUCAAAGGGUAGGAGAAGUUUGAUCAUUUGUUUAAUUCUUUUCAUUGUCUGUGUAAAAUUAUAGUGCUAAAUCUUUCUGGCUUUAACCAAUUUUCCCUUGUUUGAUCAUGAAAGGCUAAAAGCACCAAAAGGAUGGUCUUUUAAUUAAAAUGAUAGUCUUUUUAGCCUUUUAUUUAUAUGCAAUAAAGGGUGUUUUUCUGAUGUAGUUUCUUAUCUUUUGAUUUUUGUUACUAUCUACUGUCUUUGGUUAUUUGCUUAGCGUACUGUUUUGCUGUAGUUACUGUUCCUUUUUCUUUUUGACAUGCUUAGUUUUUGCUUUACCCUGAUUCGUGGGUCUAGAGGAAAUAACCUCUCUACCUCCCAAGGUGGGGGUAAGGUUUGCGUUGACUCUACCCUCCCCAGACUUACUUGUGGGAUUAUACUGGGUAUGCUGUUGUUGUUGUAAAGGGUGUGUUUGGGAAUGUUAUAUUUGGGAUUUUUUUUGUUUCUAGAUCAUUUUCAAGUGUUUGGUUAAGUACAAAAAUAAGUGACAUUGGUUUAUGAUAGAGCAUUGAUCAUAGUGUCUUUAUGAUAUUUUUAAUUUUAAAAAUUGAGAAUAUUGUGGACUUGUUGGUUGAAGCUUCUGAUUGUGUAAAGUUGUGAUAAUAGUAAAUGAAAAUGACUUUUUCCCAUAAGUAACUCAUUAGUAAGUAACUCAUUAGUUCUCCUUUUGGUGGGAAUAGAAAAAGAUUUAAAUGAUACAGUAUAAGAUAACAUACACUAUAUUGUCAUACCAAACACAUCCAAAAUAUGUAUUUCAAGAUCUUGACAAAUGUGCUAUUAGUUUGAUACAAUUGUAUUGCAAUAUUUUAGUCCAACUUAACAGUAAUCUUUAGUAAUUUCUUGUUGAUUCUUUGCUUGAAUUGGACAACCCCCUCACAAUGAAGUGUUGCAAAGUUUCAAGUUAGCGUAGUAGUAGAGUCAUUCUUGCAUUUGGCUAGCUGGGUUGGUUCUGCUUAUUGGUAUUUUAGGCUAUGUUGCUCGGACUCUCUAGAAAUGCUGUCGAACCCAUAUCGGAUCUUCCAAAAAUGCACUAUUUUUGGAGGAUCCGACAAGCACACAUCUCCAUUUUGAAGAGUCUGAGCAACAUAGGUUAUAGGUGGCGUCCAUUAGAACUACGUCUUGAGCCAGCAAGUAAAUUCUUAAUAUAGGUCUUUUUCAGACUUGAAUAGAUUAUUAUUUUUCCUAUUUUUGUUGUCAUGCUUGUAUCUAUCAGAUCGGUUCGAGUUUGAAACUGAUUCCUUGUUCUAUUCUAUGUGAAUCCUAGAUUGACGAUGGAGGAGAGCCACAUACAUAAAAGACUUGCUGUUAUUUCAGGGGUGAAUGUCAUAGCCGGAAAUAUUGACCUUUUAUCUGAAAUUCUUCUUCGUUUGCCAGCAAGAUCUCUCAUCAGGUUCAGUCUAACAUGCAAGCUUUGGUUCUACAUCAUUACUGGUACACAGUUUAGGCUUAGUCAUUGUCGUACUCUUGCAUUAUCCAAUGCCCUCCCCUACUCCGGGGUCUACUUUUAUAAUUCUCUAACCAAUCUCCAAAAAAUUGACUCCGUCCCGCUGACUGGUAAUGUAACAAACCUCCCUCCUGUUCCACUCCUUGACCAAAUGGCUGCAAAAACAGGAUAUCCAGUCAAGGUUACACAAUCUUGCAAUGGCCUGUUAAUGUGCGUGAUCAGCAGCAGAACUGAAGUAUCUGAUCUCAAACUUGGUUUUGUUUGCAACCCUGCAAAGAACGAGUAUCAUCCGUUGCCAAGCCCUUAUGACAAGAAUUAUGAAGUGGUUUAUGGAUAUAAUCUGAUAUUUGAUCCUUCAGAACCACCUUAUUACAAAGUUUUUUGUAUAAAGCGUUUGGGUACUACUUUUCGGGGUUUCUCUUUUGGCUCAACAGAUCUCGAAGUGAGUGUGUAUGUGCCAGGUACCGAGUCAUGGAGAUCUUGUUGUCGUUUCUAUGUAGACUAUACUACGCGUUUCGACUGUGGGGUGUUUUGGAAUGGUGCAAUACACUGGAUUGGUGAAUACUCUUCUGUUCACUUUGAUGCUAAAUCAGAGGAAGUUGUUAUUAAAAAUAUGCCACCUAGACCCCAGGGAGAUUUUACCGAAAAGAUUAGGUAUUUUGGGGAAUGGGGUGGCCAUUUGCAUCUUAUUCAGGUUCAGACCCGAUACGCCAAGAGAUUCAAUGUGCUUGAAUUAGAUAAAGAUACGUGGAAGUGGUCAGCUAAGUAUCAUGUUCAUCUUGCUCGGUUAAUUUCAGCAUUUCCUGAGAUGAUUAAGCAAACACCAUAUGGCAUACACUAUGCAUUUUCCAUUUUGUCUGUGAUUCGAGGGGAGAACGAAGAAGAUUCAGUCCUUUUGCUAACUAUUCCGGGGAAGGUGGUCGCCUACAACUUAGUGCGUAAAACUACUAAAGUAGUCCGCGAGUUGCCUGGUGAAGUAGCUAAUACUUUACACUUUAAUCAUGUCAGCGCUUAUAAGUAUACUGAAAGUUUGUUUCCGGUUAGAGAGUGGAGUAAUACUAAAAAAUGGUGCUCUUAUCAGCGGCUUGCAAGGACUUCUCCUUCUGGAAAAGGUUAUCUCUUCGGUACUUCAAGUGAAGACUUAUUUGAAAAGUAAAUAUCAAAUCCUAGCUCUUGUAGUUGUUUUGGGAUUCGAUACAAAUGUUAUUGAACCUUUACUGAAAAAUCAUUUCAGUGUUUUAUCUGGACAUACUGAUUUUGUGUUCAA
Messenger RNA from Lycium ferocissimum, 3295 nucleotides. RefSeq names its product F-box protein At5g07610-like. The record is from RefSeq and is a predicted model, not a curated record. NCBI's taxonomy places the organism in Eukaryota, Viridiplantae, Streptophyta, Magnoliopsida, Solanales, Solanaceae. Bases 1856 to 3184 code for a protein of 442 amino acids. The transcript has a single exon. Gene Ontology annotation, molecular function: protein binding.